Messenger RNA from Anopheles moucheti, 594 nucleotides. RefSeq names its product putative peptidyl-tRNA hydrolase PTRHD1. The transcript has 2 exons. Bases 89 to 445 code for a protein of 118 amino acids. The record is from RefSeq and is a predicted model, not a curated record. Gene Ontology annotation, molecular function: peptidyl-tRNA hydrolase activity. Lineage: Eukaryota; Metazoa; Arthropoda; Insecta; Diptera; Culicidae.
GUAAACAAAACAACGCGCCGGCUGAUUGUGGCUGCUUAUCGGAUUUACACCAAUAAUUUGUUCCAUCUUGUUCCGUUCCCUUCGAACAAUGUCGGCCGUAAAGCUGGUUCAGUAUAUUGUCGUAAAUGGAGAAAUUGCCAAAACCUGGCCGAAAGGUGCACUUAUUGCACAGUGUUGCCAUGCGGUGGCUGCUGUUGGCCAUUUGUACGCUGCUGAUCCGGACACAGAAGAAUAUUUUAAGGACCUAGAUAAUAUGCAUAAAGUAGUGCUCGAGGCACCUGACACGGCUAAACUUGUUGGCCUGGGAGAAGUGUUGCAACAGAACGAGGUCAAACAUAAGGUGUGGAUAGAACAGCCCGAAAACCAACCAACAUGCAUUGCACUGAAACCAUACCCUAAAGAAGAGGUGCAAAAAUAUAUGAAGAAAUUCAAACUGCUUAGCUAAGGAACGACUGCAAAAGAAACGGUUUGUUAUAAAUUUUCGUGAUAUAGAUGACAUACAUUGUGCUACGCACUGGUUGUUGGUAUAUGCCAGUCCUUGGAAAUCCCCCGCAUGUUCUCCUUGAACCCUGCGUAAAAAAACAAUACGUCGUG